Molecule: messenger RNA, 2204 nt
Organism: Antechinus flavipes (yellow-footed antechinus)
Lineage: Eukaryota; Metazoa; Chordata; Mammalia; Dasyuromorphia; Dasyuridae
Gene: CD82
Product: CD82 molecule
Exons: 9
Coding region: 138-932 (264 amino acids)
Cellular component (GO): membrane
Source: RefSeq, a predicted model, not a curated record
CAGCGGCGGGCAGGGCAGGAGCAGACCAGGACGGUGUCGGACCGGACCGGACCGGACCGGGCUCGGAGCGCGGGGAGCAGGGCGCACGGCCAGCGCAGCAGCCAGAGCCAAGCCGCAGGUCCUGCCAGUGACAAAAGAUGGGGUCCGGCUGCAUCAAAGUGACCAAGUACUUCCUCUUCCUCUUCAAUCUGCUUUUCUUUAUCUUGGGAGCUGUAAUUCUCGGGUUUGGAAUAUGGAUUCUGGCUGACAGAAGCAGCUUUAUCUCCGUCCUGCAGAGCUCCAGCAACAUGAAGAUCGGGGCCUACGUCUUCAUUGGGGUUGGGGCCAUGACCAUGAUCGUGGGCUUCAUGGGUUGUGUCGGUGCGGUCAAUGAGAUCCGAUGCCUCUUGGGGAUGUACUUUGCUGUCCUCCUCCUGAUCCUUGUGGCCCAAGUGACAGCUGGAGUCCUCGUCUACUUCCACGCAGAUGAGGUGAAGACGGAGAUGAGCAACAUAGUGGGAGAACUUAUCCGGGACUACGACCCUGACAACUCUGGAAAGAAAGCUGUCCAGGAUGCUUGGGAUUAUAUCCAAUCGGAGGUGAAAUGCUGUGGCUGGAGCAGCUACCUGAACUGGACAGCUAACAUCAUCCUCAGGAACAAGACAUUCACCAGCUAUCCUUGUUCCUGUGAGGAACUUCCUGACAUAAAGCAGGAGAGCUUCAGGAGCGGCUUCUGUGUCCCCAACAAUACCGUGACCAACGAUCCCAGUGAUUGGCCCGUUUACCAGAAGGGUUGCAUGGAGAAGGUGCAGAAGUGGCUAGAGGAUAACCUUGGUAUCAUCCUCGGAACCUGCAUUGGAGUGGCCGUCAUUGAGCUCCUGGGGAUGAUGCUGUCCAUCUGCCUGUGUCGGCACGUCCACUCGGAAGACUACAGCAAAGUCCCCAAGUACUAAGGUGGUCCUGACUGCCUCCUGUCCCACCCUCCUGCAGUGCAGGGCUCCGGACAAUCCGGCUUUCUUGGGGGCCCUGACAGCUCCCGGCAAAUCAAAUUCCACCCCCUCCCUCGUUUGUGGCCUUCCCCUUCUCCCUGUUGUCACUUUCCCCAAAUCUGGAAGCUGCCAGACCCCAGACCCCGCCUGUGGGCUUCGUCUGAAGAACCCCCUCCCCGGUCCUGCUCCCUUUGACCUUUAUUCUUCCUUCUUGGUCUGUUUUCAGACCUCUCAGAUGACCGGCCACUUGGAAGGAUUUUCACUUUCUUCUCUAGAUGGACAGGAGUCUUCCUGUUUCUUUUCUCUCUCUCCCUUUGGCUCUGUCCUUUCCCAUGUCCCCCUCCUCCCUUUACUGCCUUUCAGGGUUUUCUUAUUAAUGUAAAGAAAAGCAUUUCUUCGCACUCCUAACCAGCCACAGUUUGGCAUGGGGCACUCAGCAGAAUGGGCAGCCCCUUCUUUCUAAGACUAGACCGACGUCUCAUUGCCUUCCUCCUUCUCCCUGAGGAAACCCAUGAGAUAGAGCUUGUGGCUAGGGGCUGCCGAAUGGCCAUCUCCUCUUGUCUCAGGGGUGACUCUUGGAAGGACGGGUUGGCUUUUCUCCAAUAUCCCCCCUCUGUUAAGUUCCUAUCCUGUCAUUUAAGGCCCCUGCUCAGUGCCCAGCGGUCCAGGUGAGCACCUGGUACCACCUGAGUGCCCCCUUGUGCUAAGUCAGCUGGAGGAUGGGCCAUUGGCCAAGACCUGGCACAAACCCGACGGGGGUCACAGCUGUCUAGUCAGGACUUGGCAUUAGCAGCCAAAAUAAAAAAAAGGUUACCCACUUAGUGCUGCUGAAUAAUAAGUCUCAGCAACAGCACCCCAACUGUAAGAAAGGAGGGAGAAAUCUGUCUUCCUUAGAUGGGCUCCAAAUACUGCUAUUUGGGGGGUAUCUGGGAAGACAGCCAUGGCUGGCUAUGAGUGUGUCCACAUGUAUGGGGAGAGGGAUGAUGGAGGGAAGGAAUAGUACGGCAACAAAAUUAGCCUAAGGUUUCUAGACGUAGUAGCUUCCUGGGGAAGCAGGAAAUAAAUUGGCUUCCUUCUCUAAGAAGCUAGUCCCUUUUUCAGGUGGCAACUUCCCAGGGAGGAAGUCCAGUGCCUUGGAGGGGAGGUAGAUGUGGGGAAGUUCUGCAUGUACAGACUGAGAGGUUCAGAACCAGGCAAAAGGUAGAGAGCUCAGAAAUAAAGUGGAUUUGUAACAAA